This is a messenger RNA of Cryphonectria parasitica EP155, 1785 nucleotides long. RefSeq names its product FAD-linked oxidase-like protein. NCBI's taxonomy places the organism in Eukaryota, Fungi, Ascomycota, Sordariomycetes, Diaporthales, Cryphonectriaceae. Gene Ontology annotation, molecular function: FAD binding; D-lactate dehydrogenase (NAD+) activity; D-lactate dehydrogenase (cytochrome) activity. The record is from RefSeq and is a predicted model, not a curated record. Gene Ontology annotation, cellular component: mitochondrion. The transcript is spliced from 6 exons. Gene Ontology annotation, biological process: lactate catabolic process. The coding region runs from base 1 to 1785 and encodes 594 amino acids.
AUGGCAGCACCACUUAUCCGCGAUGAAGCAUCUUCGGAUGUGCCCUUGCUCUCACAGAAACACUCUGGCAUCCCAGCAAUCCUGCUCGACAAGGCGAGGAUCGUCAAGAAGGAGACGUUCGAAGUCCGCACUAAACAGCUGAACGAAAGGCGGAGGCUCCCUGUCAUUCCCCAGGGCAUCGAGGAGAACAAGUUCUUCGAGGCUCUAGAAGAUCUUCGUGGACAGCUCGAUCCAAACACCCACGACAUGAUGACAGUUCUCGAUGAAGAAGAGUUCAUCGCUUCGGCUAUCGUGUAUCCAGGCAGCACCGAGGAAGUGCAGAAGAUCGUCCUCUGGGCCAACAAGUACUUGGUCCCUCUUUUCCCAAUCUCGAUGGGGAGAAACCUGGGCUAUGGCGGUGCCGCCCCUCGUGUGCGUGGCUCCGUGACCGUGGAUCUCGGACGCCGCAUGAGCCGCAUCCUAGACAUCAAUCCGGACGACUACACAUGCCUUGUCGAGCCGGGUGUGUCCUUCUACGCCAUGUGGGAGGCCCUGCAGAGCAGAGGAUAUGACCACAUGUGGAUCGACACACCCGACCUGGGCGGAGGGUCUAUCAUCGGAAACACGAUUGAUCGUGGCGUCGGCUACACGCCAUAUGGUGAUCACUGGGCCUGUCACUCGGGCAUGGAGGUUGUGCUGCCAACGGGCGAGGUUAUCAGGACCGGCAUGGGCGCACUGCCUGGGAGCAACACCUGGCAGGCUUUCCCUUACGGGUUCGGACCGUUUUCUGAUGGCAUCUUCUCGCAGUCCAAUUUUGGAAUCGUCACCAAGAUGGGCAUGACUCUGGUGCCGAACCCUGGUGGACACGAGAGCUUCAUGUAUACAUUCCAAAAGGAAGAAGAUCUAGCACAACUCGUCGAGAUUAUCCGGCCCCUCCGCAUCUCCAUGAUCCUUGAGAACGUGGCCCAGCUCAGACAUAUCACGCUGACCAUCGCAUCAAGAGGCAAGCCUCGAACAAACUAUUACCGCGAUGACGAGCAAAAGAGCACGCCCAUUCCGCCCGAGGUUGUGCACAAAGCUGCUGCAGAGACGCCAGUCGGCGACUGUACCUGGCUCUACUAUGGCAUGUCUUACGGUCCACCGCAAAUCCGAAAAUACAAGUUGGACAUGAUUGACGCCGAGUUCCACAAAGUGCCCGGCUGUAAGCGCAUCGACCCCUCGACGCUGCCACCAGACGAGUAUUUUUGGGUGCGGGACCGCGUGGCCGUCGGCGUGCCGGACGUCCAGGAGCUGGGCUGGGUAAAUUGGGUGCCCAACGGGUCGCACAUUGCAUUCUCGCCCGUCAGCCCGAUCCGCGGCCGGGACGCCUUGGCGCUGUACGACCUGGCCAAAAAGCGGCACGUGGAGUUCGGUAUCGACCUCUUCCCUGCAUUUAUCGUCGGCCUGCGGGAGAUGCAUCUGAUUGUGGAGAUCGUGUACGACAGUGGCAAUGCUGAGCGUCGCCGUGCCGCGCUCAAGUGUCUGCGCGCGAUGGUGCAAGACGCUGCGGCGCUGGGGUACGGCGAGUAUCGGACGCACCUGGCGCUCAUGGACCAGGUCGCAGCUACAUAUAGCUGGGGGGACGGGGCGCUGAUGAAGUUCAACGAGAAGUUGAAGGAUACUCUGGAUCCCAACGGGAUUCUGGCCCCUGGACGGUCUGGUAUCUGGCCGGCGCGGUACCGUGGCAGAGGAUGGGAGAUGAUGGGACAGAAUGAUGAAACCUCGGAAGGCCAAGGAGUGGGAGUGGGCACUGUUCGGAAUGAAUAG